AUGUCGCCUGCAUCCUCCAUCACCGGGUCCAAUGCCCCAUCCGCCGCAUCGGACCAUGACGAAUCUAAAUAUCUCUCCAGAGGCCGGAUGAUCCAUUGGACGCGCAUCGCUCUGUCGUCUCUUUCAUUCGUCCUUGCGGUUGUCGUUGUAAGCUGUGAAGGGCAUGCCUUGAACUACUACAAAACCACGGCUAGGUACGACAAGUGGUACUUGUCCCUAUGGCCCAAACAACUGGAUCUAAGUCCAAGUAUCGCCAUCAUCGUCUGCGGCACCAUCCUCCUGGUCUUCAACAUGGCCUAUACCACAGUUGCUCUAUUGCCUUCGCCACGAUCCCGAGUCCUUCUCCUGAACUAUUUCAUCUCUUUUAUUGCAUUUAGCGGUUUCAUUGCUACAGUAGCCGCCGUUUCAACUUCGGUUAUAGCAUACAACCCCCGGUAUUCCGCGGGGGGAGCUCAGCUCGGCCAGACACUCAACUCCUGGACAUGCACCUGGGGCUUUGCCGACGGCGUGGAUGCUGAUGGAGCUAAGAUUGCACCUGUGGUCAACUUUGGUCGACUUUGCAGAGAGACUCGCGCAUCCUUUGCCAUCAUGUGUGUUUUGAUCGUGAUCCAGUUCCUGUCUUGUCUAUCAGUUGGAUGUGGAUGGUGGCUCGAGGUGGAGAUGAACAAGAAACGCCGUAUCGGUGCUACUGGCGGGUUUGAGGUAGAGAAGCGCCAUGAUAGCGUGGCAGAGGGUGAAGCGCCUGUCCCUGUAAUAGACACCACACCACAGGACCACGCGCAGCCAUAUAACUCCGAAGAAGAUUCCGACUUUGACGAUGACAACACAGCACUCGCCGCGACCGAUGGCGAGAGCGCAUCUGAGGAUGAAGAUAAUGGCGAGGAAGAGCGCGGGCGACCUCGGAAAAAGAGAAAGCUCUCACCCCAACGUGGAGGUGCAGACGCAGAUAGUGACGAGGAGUUCGCAGAGCCAGAGCUGGACUCUGGAGACGAAGCUAUGAUCCGGCAUGCGAAAGAGAAGAUAGAGAAGAAGCGGAGGAAGAGAGCCGGGGAGAAUGCUAACAACGAUGAUGUUGGAAGUGAGAGUGAUUUUGACUUGGACGAUGAUGACGCCGGUGGUGAGGGCGGACAAGAGGAGAAGAAAGCUCUAGCGAAAACAGACGGAGCUACGAUUGACGUCGACUCAAUAUGGAGUCAAAUGAAUAACCCGCCCAUCAGACCGCCGCAAGCGAAUGAAAAGAGGGACGAUGACACAAUGAUGGCAUCGUCUAAAUCGCAGGGCAUGCCCUCUAAGCUUCCGCAGGAGGAAUUAAUAACUAUAAGGCGAACAUAUAAAUUCGCGGGAGAGAUGAUAACAGAGGAAAAGACGGUUCCCAAGGACUCAGCCGAGGCGAAGCUGUACCUUUCCACAUCCGCUGCAGCGAAGAAGAAACAAAAGGGUGUAGACGCAGGCGCAGGUGAAGAUACAGAUUCCCCGUCGAACGAGACUACAGUACAGCAACUGCGCCGACCACUCCGGCGUUUCUCCCGGUUCGAUCCAAACCCGCCCGAUGCCAUCAAGAAGAGCUGGGAGAAGCAGGUGGCUAUACAAGCCUCUGGUGAUUCGGGGACUACGGCCAAGGGCCCUAAGCUGAACACUGUUAUGAAAUCGAAACUUGACUGGGCUGCGUACGUCGAUAAGGAGGGCAUAAAGGACGACUUGGAUGUUCAUAGCAAGGCCAAGGAGGGCUAUAUGGGACGCAUGGACUUCUUAGGCCGUGUAGACGCAAAGAGAGAGGAAGAGAAGAGGAAUGCAAGGAUGAAGAAUGCUGGAUUCUAA
Molecule: messenger RNA, 1818 nt
Organism: Arthroderma uncinatum
Lineage: Eukaryota; Fungi; Ascomycota; Eurotiomycetes; Onygenales; Arthrodermataceae
Product: Swr1p complex component Swc5
Exons: 4
Coding region: 1-1818 (605 amino acids)
Source: RefSeq, a predicted model, not a curated record